This is a messenger RNA of Labeo rohita (rohu), 987 nucleotides long. RefSeq lists its product as uncharacterized. The record is from RefSeq and is a predicted model, not a curated record. Gene Ontology annotation, molecular function: G protein-coupled receptor activity. Gene Ontology annotation, cellular component: plasma membrane. Lineage: Eukaryota; Metazoa; Chordata; Actinopteri; Cypriniformes; Cyprinidae. Bases 1 to 987 code for a protein of 328 amino acids. The transcript has a single exon. Gene Ontology annotation, biological process: G protein-coupled receptor signaling pathway; cellular response to fatty acid.
AUGGCCAAGUUUGACCACCAGCUUCUCUUGUCAGUCUACAUCCUCACCUUCCUAAUCGGCCUUCCCGCCAACAUCCUAGCGUUCAUUACCUUCUGUCGAAAGGUUUACCGCAAGCCCACCCCCAUUGACAUUCUCCUGCUAAACCUGACAAUAUCUGACCUCAUCUUCCUCGCAGUCCUGCCGUUCAAAAUGAAGGAAGCCUCUGACAACUUGAACUGGAGCCUGCCAUAUUACCUGUGCCCCAUUAGCAGUUUCCUUUUCUUCUCCACCAUCUACACCAGCACGUUAUUUCUGACCGCGAUUAGCAUAGAACGCUACCUAGGUGUUGCGUUCCCGAUCCGAUACGCUCUAGGCCGCCGACCACGCAACGCUGUGAUUGCAAGCUGCUUCCUCUGGCUUCUGGGAUCUCUAAACCUCAGCAUCGUGUACAUUGUGCCAUAUAUACCCUCAAGUGAUAAUUCAAGCUACAGCAACCUACACCCCAAUCCUCACGUGACAAUUUGCUACGAUAACUUCACCAUAGAGCAGCUGAACAUUCUACUUCCUGCUCGUCUGGAGCUUUUUCUAGUGCUUUUCUGUAUACCCCUCCUCAUCUGCUGCUUCUGCUACAUAAACUUCAUACGAAUCCUCUCCAAUCUGCCUCAUCUCGGACGACGGCGUAGACUCAGGGCCAUUGGGUUGGCGGUGGGGACGCUGUUGGUUUUCACCGUCUGUUUUAGCCCAUAUAACAUCUCGCAUGUGGUUGGUUUCAUCCACGGUAAUAACGAAUGGUGGCGUCAUUUUGCUUUAAUCUCCAGCACUCUGAACGCCUGUUUGGACCCCAUCAUCUUUUACUUUUCCUCAGCUGCAGUUCGCAGUGCUAUACGCGCAUGUGUUAAUAGUCUAAAGGAAAAAAUUUAUAUCGUAGAAUGCAGAAACUGCUGUUCUGCUGGCCCUUGCAAAACUGAGGCCUACAAGGAGACAAACCCACCUAUUAACCUGGGGUGA